AUGAAUACCUCAAAGAUUUACGACUUCAGUGUCGUAGGAGGUGGUACAUCAGGUCUCGUAGUCGCCAAUCGACUAUCCGAGAAUCCUGAAAUCCAAGUUCUCGUUCUCGAGGCUGGUGGAAAUUAUUUAGAUAAUCCACAGAUAAAUAUCCCAGCACUUUGGCCCUCUUUGCUUGGUACAGAGCUUGAUUGGGCAUUUAAAACUGUUCCCCAGGUAUUUCUCAUCACAUCUUCCCUGGAUCUGAUGGUCCUAUUCAAACGUCGUAUCCUCCAAAAAUGGAUGCUGUCGGAAAGGCAUGGAUUGACACCUUCAAUUCCUUGA
Botrytis byssoidea is the source of this 321-nucleotide messenger RNA. RefSeq lists its product as uncharacterized. The record is from RefSeq and is a predicted model, not a curated record. The coding region runs from base 1 to 321 and encodes 106 amino acids. Gene Ontology annotation, molecular function: oxidoreductase activity; flavin adenine dinucleotide binding. The transcript has a single exon. NCBI's taxonomy places the organism in Eukaryota, Fungi, Ascomycota, Leotiomycetes, Helotiales, Sclerotiniaceae.